AUGCUACAAUCAAACAGAUUCAUUAAAUUACCCCCUAGUGGAAGUGGAGCUAAGAAGUUAUCUCAGAAAACUACGGACGUGAUAAAAGAAAUGAAUUUUAUAAGACCUUACGUCAAAAACAGUCAAGAUUUACCAAGUAAUCUGCUACGACUUCCAUCUCUUGAAAAUCAAGAUUCCAAUUCUGGUGAAAACAUAAGAGAUGUUGAAGAUAUCGAUCCGGACGGGCAAUCAGACUGUCUUCGCAACAGCUGCCACUCCACAGCUAAAAAAGUCAAAACCGGUAGAAUUACCAACUACAAAGAAAGGAAACCUGAUAAAGAUUGCGAAGUUGACUCUUACGUUACGGAAUAUCUUAAACGGAAACAAGUCAAUUCAGAUAACCCAAAACAACUAUUUUUGUUGAGCUUAUUACCGGAUCUGGAGCAGAUGGAUAAUCACCAAAUGAGACAGUUUAGAUGCAAAGUCAGUCAACUUAUAGAUGAUGAUAUUUUAACAACCUUGGCUCUUGGCUCUUGGCAAACUAUAAACAGUCAUCAGGGUAUUCUGGCUUCAAAUCAAUUAUCCACACAACCUGCUGAUGUUCAGGAUUGGCUCCGUAGUACCACCGGGCAUUUACAAAAUAGUCAGGAGAACCCAGAAUAUGACUUAUCAGCAUGGUUAGAAUAG
This is a messenger RNA of Psylliodes chrysocephalus, 666 nucleotides long. NCBI's taxonomy places the organism in Eukaryota, Metazoa, Arthropoda, Insecta, Coleoptera, Chrysomelidae. The record is from the annotation of a GenBank genome assembly.